Molecule: messenger RNA, 2018 nt
Organism: Ictalurus furcatus (blue catfish)
Lineage: Eukaryota; Metazoa; Chordata; Actinopteri; Siluriformes; Ictaluridae
Gene: coro1a
Product: coronin, actin binding protein, 1A
Exons: 12
Coding region: 295-1797 (500 amino acids)
Biological process (GO): cell migration; actin filament organization
Molecular function (GO): actin filament binding
Source: RefSeq, a predicted model, not a curated record
GGGAUUUAAAAAACGGUUAGUGCAUGUUAGCUAUUUGUACUAGACACACGACUCGUUUGUAUACUGAUUGCCAAAUGAAAGAUUCAGGGCCUUGAUUAACGUCGUUACACACUGAACGUUCCUAAAACACUCCUCACGUGUCAUCAGAACUACUUCCUGUUUUGCCGUCAUCACAGAACACGUAUAGUUCUAGAACCCGGUUCGAGGGGAUUCCGUGAUGCGAGGUAGCAUAAUCCAGGCUUAUUUGAAAUAGUUAAGCUUGAACUAACCAUCCAUGAUUGCGGAAACAGCUAAAUGUACACUAAAUUGAAGUCACAUGACACAGAGAAGACGACAAGCCCUUUUGCAAUCUCGAGCAACUCUUUAAAAGGAAAGAAAGAAAAGCCAACACGUCUCAGGGAGACGCCUCCCAUUUUCAUCUGCACGCUCACCAUGUCCAGGAAAGUCGUCAGGACCAGUAAAUUCCGCCACGUCUUCGGCCAGGCCUUGAAGGCGGACCAGUGCUACGAUGACAUCAGGAUCUCUCAGAUGACGUGGGACAGCAACUUCUGUACCGUCAACCCCAAGUUCGUGGCCAUGAUCGUGGACGCCAGCGGAGGAGGAGCCUUCAUCGUCCUGCCGCUCAGCAAGACGGGACGUAUCGAUAUGUCUCAGCCCACCGUCUGCGGACACACCGGACCCGUGCUGGACAUCGAAUGGUGUCCACAUAAUGACAACAUCAUCGCCAGUGGCUCUGAGGACUGCAGCGUAAUGAUCUGGGAGAUUCCUGACGGGGGUCUGACGGUUCCUCUGAAGGAGCCAGUGGUGAAGUUGGAUGGUCACUCGAAGCGUGUGGGGAUCCUUAGCUGGCACCCGACUGCACGCAAUGUCCUCAUGACUGCAGGUUGCGAUAACGUCGUGAUCCUGUGGAACGUGGCUCGCGGUGAAUCCGUGGUGCGAAUCGAGUCCGUACACACCGACAUGAUCUACAGCGCCUGCUGGAACAGAGACGGCUCGCGCAUCCUUACUUCCUGCAAGGACAAGAAACUGCGUGUCUUCGAUCCACGCAAAGGCACCGUCCUCAUGGAGAAGGACAAGCCUCACGAGGGCUCCAGGCCGGUGCGGGCCAUCUUCGUGUCUGACGGGCAAAUCCUAACCACCGGUUUCAGCCGCAUGAGUGAGAGACAGGUGGCGCUGUGGGACCCGAACAAGUUCAGCGAGCCGCUCACUCUGCAGGAACUCGACACCAGCAGUGGAGUUCUGCUGCCGUUCUUUGAUCCGGACACGGGCAUCGUUUACCUGUGUGGAAAGGGUGACAGCAGUAUUCGGUACUUUGAGGUGACAGACGAGGCUCCGUAUGUGCACUAUCUGUCCAUGUACAGCAGCAAAGAGAGUCAGAAGGGAAUGGGCUACAUGCCCAAGAGAGGACUGGAGGUCAACAAGUGUGAGAUUGCCAGAUUCUACAAACUGCAUGAGAGAAAGUGUGAGCCCAUUGUCAUGACUGUACCACGCAAGUCCGACCUGUUUCAGGAGGACCUGUACCCUGACACGAUUGGUCCGGAGCCGUCGGUCGAGGCUGAUGAUUGGUUCUCGGGUGAAGAAGGGAAACCAAUCCUGAUCUCUCUGAAGGACGACUUCGUCGCCACCACCAAGACCAAAGAGUUUAAAGUCAUCAAGAGCCUCUUGUCCCCUACGUCAGCCUCCGUGGGACAGGGACACAUCAAUGGAGGGGAUCUUCAGUCUCUGCAGAAAGAGGUGAAGGAGUUGAGGGAGAUGGUCGAGCAGUUGACGAAGCGAGUGAGCCAGUUGGAGAGUUGAAGAAGAGAAAACUAAUAUAAAAGCUAGAACAGAGAGAGAGACAGAGAGAGAGAGAGAGAGAGAGAGGUAAAAGAGUGUAGAAGGAAGAGUGAGAACUUAAAGCUUUUAUAUAAACAUUAUUUUUCCUUUUUUUCCGAAACCUCAUUUUAAUAAUAUGUGUUAGAACAUUUAAAAUAAAUGCCAUCGAUAUUUUAAAUAAAAUUGUUCCUUGUGUCUCAAAA